Messenger RNA from Durio zibethinus, 1185 nucleotides. The record is from RefSeq and is a predicted model, not a curated record. NCBI's taxonomy places the organism in Eukaryota, Viridiplantae, Streptophyta, Magnoliopsida, Malvales, Malvaceae.
UAUGUAUUGAAGUAUGGAUUCGAUGAAAGUAAGCAGUUACAAGCCUCCACCAGAAUUUGAGGAAGAUUCGUCGGAGCAACUUGUCGAUCUUACUGUGUCAGACUCCACGGAGCUUUUCCUUUUUCAAUGGCCUUUUCAUCAACAUCCUGAAAUUAAUGGCAAAGAAUAUACUCUUCAGCUUGGUCCUGACGGAAAGUUGGGCAGUUUUAUAGAUUCUAAUGGAAAAGCAUAUGAUCUUGUUUGCAGUGUAUCACAGGAGCCAGAUGCAAGAGUUAUCUUAUCCUCUGUUUUGGAGUCUAAAUCGAUUUCUGUCUUGAUAGUUGGGAAGAUUUCACGACGAUUUUCCCUUGUCCAUUACAUGGAGCCUGAAGAAUAUGAAACACUCAGUUCUAACAAGAGACUUGUGUAUCAGAAAUCCUCUGGAACCUUGAUGACUAAUUCUUCCAAUCCUUUUGUAACUCCUAUGCAAAGUAAGGGGGCAAAAAUUCAGUCUUGGGGGCGUACUGUCAGCACACAUGAUAGUAGAUAUAAAAGUACUUUCUCUGGAAUCAAUGAACUAUCUAAGCCUUCAAAAAGAAGGCAUGAUCUUGAAUCUACAGGAUCCUUGAACCAGUCGCAUAGUCAUGGGACAAUUCCAUUUUCAGGCUAGUCAGAGCAUAAAAAUGCCCAUGAAUCAACUGGGUCCAUGGACCAGUCUACAAUAGUUUCAGGAAGAGGUGAUGCAUCUACUAUUUCAGGGCCCUCGAAGCGCACUCACAUAGGUAAAUCAAGGAAGAAGGCAAAAACUAAGAGUAAUAUGCUUGACAUUUUCCCUCUUGUUACCCCGAAAAUUCUACUUUCAUUAUUUGUGGUUGAAUUGAUUAUUUGUUGAGCAAGUUCGAGAAGCAUUACCAGAUGAAAAUCCUGAGCUUGAUUUCAUUCUCGACAGGAGGUGUUUAUAACAGUUUUCUUUUUGCUCAAAUUUCUCGCAAGGUUUCCCAUGAAAAGCAAAAAUUCUUAACUCAAGACGAGGUAAAAGAUACCAAGUUCGCAAAAAGAGGACUUGACCUUGCUCCUCAAGGAAAUUUAUGGAUUUGGCCCAAAAAGAAGGAUGGUUUAGGUUAUGACUAAGAUUAAAUCCAGAUUCAUUUGUAACAGCCUUAUAAUUAGUAAGGAAGGUUCUAAUCAGAGUGAAAUUUACCAGAG